CGCAGUUUCGCAGCCAGCCUGGAGAGACGGAGACAGACAGGGAGGGAGGGAGAAGGCGCACCAAGAGAGAGUAGCUGCUGCCGUCGCCGCUGAUCGCAAAGCGUGCGCCCCCCUCCUCCUUUCCAGCGCUCGCUUUUCCCCCCCAUCCCCUGACAGCCCCCUGUUUCAAAGGGGGGAAAAGGGAAGAGGGUAAAAGAGCAAUAAACCCGAAAGGCAAGAAGUAGGAGGGUGGGGGGCGCGGGAAACAAUGGAGGUGCCUCGCCUGGAUCACCAUAUGAGCAGCCCGAGCAGCCCCUGCGAGGAUGUCAUCAAGAACCUCAGCUUGGAGGCGAUCCAGCUCUGCGAUAGGGACGGGAACAAAUCGCAAGACAGUGGAAUUGCAGAGAUGGAGGAGCUUCCGGUUCCGCACAACAUCAAAAUCAGCAACAUCACCUGUGAUUCCUUCAAGAUUUCAUGGGACAUGGAUUCCAAGUCCAAGGAACGCAUCACUCACUACUUCAUCGAUCUAAAUAAGAAAGAGAACAAGAAUUCCAACAAAUUUAAGCACAAGGAUGUACCCACAAAACUAGUGGCAAAGGCUGUUCCCCUGCCCAUGACUGUCCGUGGACAUUGGUUCCUGAGUCCAAGAACUGAGUACACCGUUGCCGUGCAAACUGCAUCAAAGCAAGUUGAUGGUGAUUACAUGGUUUCAGAAUGGAGCGAAAUCAUAGAAUUUUGUACAGGAGAUUAUUCAAAGGUCCACUUAACACAGCUUUUGGAAAAGGCGGAAGUGAUUGCAGGGCGCAUGCUUAAAUUUUCUGUGUUUUAUCGGAACCAGCACAAGGAAUACUUUGACUACAUCAGAGAGCAGCACGGGAGCGCUCUGCAGCCUUCAGUCAAGGAUAACAGCGGGAGCCACGGCUCUCCCAUCAGCGGGAAGCUGGAGGGCAUCUUCUUCAGCUGCCACACCGAAUUCAACACCGGGAAGCCCCCACAGGAUUCGCCCUACGGAAGAUACAGGUUUGAGAUAGCGGCAGAAAAACUUUUCAACCCAAAUACUAACUUGUACUUUGGGGACUUCUACUGCAUGUACACAGCCUACCACUAUGUCAUCCUCGUCCUCGCGCCCGCCGGGUCGCCAGGAGACGAGUUCUGUAAGCAGCGCCUCCCUCAGCUCAACUUGCAGGAUAACAAAUUUCUGACCUGCACUGAAGAAGACGGGGCGAUGAUCUACCACCACGCGCAGGAUGUAAUCUUGGAAGUGAUUUACACUGACCCUGUGGAUCUCUCCCUCGGCACCGUUGCGGAAAUCACAGGCCACCAGCUAAUGAGCUCGUCAACGGCCAAUGCUAAGAAAGAUCCCAGCUGCAAGACGUGUAACAUCAGUGUUGGACGUUAAUUCGGUGGUUCUCUCCCCCCCCCCAACUCUUCCUUAGGAGCCUUCUCUGUGGCCUAUUCCCCAUUGCCAUCCAUUCUCAUCAGACGCAUGCAUAAUGCCGUUCUUACCAAGAGCAAACACCAGUGAUCAAAUUCCUCAAUAGUCAUCUUCAAGCAGAGCUUAACAAUGCAGCUGGCACAGAGCAGCCCUACCACCACCACCAUGGCACCCUGUGUCCAGAUUUUCCCCUUCCCCAGUGUAAUAUUUAGGGCAGGCACACUCACCCCAUGUUGUGUUGUCCUCAUGUUUCUGUAGCCUCCUGUCCACAUUCAAAAACCGUUGGUGGGCAGCACUUAGCAUGAUGGCAAAUUGCAACUCAGGUAAGUGUGCCCAAGCGUUGUCGGGGAGAGUGACCAUCCAACCUGGGCAUGAUGUCAUUGGCAGCACUGUAGCCAGUGAAGCAUGUAGUUCUGCCCUUAGUAUAUAUUCCUUACCUUCUUGGUCCACCAGUGCUUGUCAACUGUUAGGAAUCUUGGUUUUUUUCUUUCUAGCAACCAUUUAUAUAUCUAGAUGCUGCAAUUGGUGUUCCAUUUUC
Molecule: messenger RNA, 1952 nt
Organism: Zootoca vivipara (common lizard)
Lineage: Eukaryota; Metazoa; Chordata; Lepidosauria; Squamata; Lacertidae
Gene: PHYHIPL
Product: phytanoyl-CoA 2-hydroxylase interacting protein like
Cellular component (GO): cytoplasm
Molecular function (GO): protein binding
Source: RefSeq, a predicted model, not a curated record